UCAUCAGACACAACCCAGUUAGUUUACAUGCGUUUGCUCUCUUGAUCUCUUUUACUUUUAUCCAAAAACACAUGCAAUAGAGAUACAAAAAAAAGCACCUCGUGAUUAUCGUUUCCUUGUUCGUCUUCGUCCACACAAAUGCUUAACUACUCAAAGCUUAUACUAGUGUAACGCUUCUUAAUCAGUCAAUCAGGUUUGUACUUUUAUACACCAGAAAAAGGAAAAAAAAAUAAACCAACCUUUAUUUCUGGGUUUCUUCUUAAAUCUUCUUUUGUCUUUUUCUGCAGUUAGAAUUUUGUAGGCGUUCCCAUUCUCUUCUAAUCCUCUUCUUCUUUUUUACUUUAUAUAAAAUUAUAAUCUCAUCAGAGAUUUACCAAAGAAGAAGAAGAAGAAGAAGAAACAAGAAAGAGAGAGAGAGAGAAAAGAAUAUAAAAAAAAAAAGAGAAAGAAAGAAACUUGAUGGCUCCGAUGACGAACUGGUUAACGUUUUCUCUGUCACCAAUGGAGAUGUUGAGGUCAUCUGAUCAGUCUCAGUUCGUCUCCUAUGACGCUUCUUCCGCCGCUUCCUCUUCUCCUUAUCUCCUCGAUAAUUUCUAUGGUUGGACGAAUCAAAAACCACAGGAGUUUUUUAAAGAAGAAGCUCAGCUAGCAGCAGCUUCAAUGGCCGAUUCAACAAUCUUGACAACGUUCGUAGACCCGCAGUCUCAUCAUUCUCAGAGUCACAUCCCUAAGCUCGAAGAUUUUCUCGGUGACUCUUCGUCCAUCGUUCGUUACUCGGACAACAGUCAAACCGAAACACAAGACUCUUCUCUUACCCAAAUCUACGAUCCACGUCACCACCACCACCCAAACCAUAACCAAAACCACCACAACCAAACCGGGUUCUACUCCGAUCACCACGACUUCAAAACCAUGGCCGGUUUUCAAACCGCUUUCUCAACGAACUCCGGUUCAGAGGUCGAUGACUCUGCUUCAAUCGGAAGGACUCAUCUUGCUGGAGAGUAUUUGGGUCACGUCGUUGAAUCUUCCGGACCGGAGCUAGGGUUUCACGGUGGAUCUAACACUGCCAAUGGUGGAGCUUUGUCACUCGGUGUCAAUGUUAACAGUAGUAAUCACCGUAAUGAGAAUGAUAGUAAUCAGGUUACUACUAAUCAUCAUUACCGAGGUGUCAACAAUGGUGACAGAAACAGCAACAACAACGAGAGCGAGAAGACAGAUUCUGAGAAGGAGAAGCCUAUCGUGGCUGUUGAAACAUCGGAUUGUUCUAACAAGAAGAUUGCUGAUACGUUCGGACAAAGGACUUCCAUUUACAGAGGUGUUACUCGACAUAGAUGGACGGGAAGAUACGAAGCACAUCUAUGGGAUAAUAGCUGUAGGAGAGAAGGUCAGGCCAGGAAAGGACGACAAGUAUACUUGGGUGGAUAUGACAAAGAAGAUAAGGCAGCUCGAGCUUACGAUUUAGCGGCUCUUAAAUACUGGAAUGCUACUGCCACCACCAAUUUCCCUAUUACGAAUUACUCGAAAGAAUUGGAGGAAAUGAAGCACAUGACCAAGCAAGAGUUCAUUGCCUCCCUCAGGAGGAAGAGUAGCGGUUUCUCUAGAGGAGCUUCGAUAUACCGAGGUGUGACAAGGCAUCAUCAACAAGGACGUUGGCAAGCAAGGAUCGGCCGUGUUGCCGGGAACAAAGAUCUUUACCUUGGUACCUUUGCGACGGAAGAGGAAGCUGCUGAGGCUUACGACAUAGCAGCAAUCAAAUUCAGAGGAAUAAACGCUGUAACUAACUUUGAGAUGAACCGUUACGACGUUGAAGCCAUCAUGAAGAGUGCACUUCCCAUUGGUGGUGCAGCUAAACGCCUUAAGCUCUCUUUAGAAGCUGCUUCAUCAGAGCAGAAACCAAUCCUUGGUCAUCAACUUCACCAUUUUCAGCAGCAACAACAACAGCAGCAACAGCAACAGCUUCAGCUUCAGUCAUCUCCUAAUCAUAGUAGCAUUAACUUCGCUCUUUGUCCUAACUCAGCGGUUCAGUCUCAACAGAUCAUUCCAUGUGGAAUCCCUUUUGAAGCAGCUGCCCUUUACCAUCACCAACAACAGCAGCAACAGCAGCAGCAUCAACAACAGAACUUUUUCCAGCAUUUUCCUGCGAAUGCAGCUUCUGACUCAACCGGCUCUAAUAACAACUCGAACGUUCAGGGAUCAAUGGGACUUAUGGCGCCAAAUCCGGCUGAGUUCUUCCUUUGGCCUAAUCCGUCUUACUAAAACCAACUUCUUAAUCAGUCAAGAUUGUCCUAAUCAGUGCAAGUUUUUAAUCGUUUUUUAAGGGAUACAACUUCUUCAACUUCUUGAUUCUGGCUAACCCAUAAGCUGACUAGAAGAAUCUAAAAAUCUCACUUAUGUUUUUGUUUUGAUUAACCGUUGUUGUUUAGGCAGGAGUAGAUGGGGGUGAAAUGUGGAAGCAUCUAAGAAAGGUUGAGAAAAUGGUAGUUUUUGGGAAUUAGGGAGUGGUGGUGGUUUCUUUUAUAUUUUGUAUGUACAAGGCUUAUCAGCUUAUCCCUAGCGUACUCUGUUUUCCAUUUAUGAAAAAAACCAUCUUUCAGAAA
Molecule: messenger RNA, 2597 nt
Organism: Capsella rubella
Lineage: Eukaryota; Viridiplantae; Streptophyta; Magnoliopsida; Brassicales; Brassicaceae
Product: AP2-like ethylene-responsive transcription factor AIL6
Exons: 8
Coding region: 460-2256 (598 amino acids)
Biological process (GO): regulation of DNA-templated transcription
Molecular function (GO): DNA-binding transcription factor activity; DNA binding
Source: RefSeq, a predicted model, not a curated record